Molecule: messenger RNA, 1066 nt
Organism: Mastomys coucha (southern multimammate mouse)
Lineage: Eukaryota; Metazoa; Chordata; Mammalia; Rodentia; Muridae
Gene: Ppbp
Product: pro-platelet basic protein
Exons: 3
Coding region: 75-416 (113 amino acids)
Biological process (GO): chemokine-mediated signaling pathway; inflammatory response; neutrophil chemotaxis
Cellular component (GO): extracellular region
Molecular function (GO): chemokine activity; CXCR chemokine receptor binding
Source: RefSeq, a predicted model, not a curated record
UAUUCUGGACAGCAGCUCAUCCUCCCUUUGAGUCUCCUGGCUCUGGAAACAGUUCUAGCUUGCCAUUCUUCACUAUGGGCUUCAGACUCAGACCUACAUCCUCCUGCACCAGGGUUAGCCCACUUCAUAACCUGCAGGUCUUGCUGCUGCUGGGCCUGAUCCUCGCUGCUCUGACUCCUUUUGCAGUUGGAAAACCUAAUGACAUGGAUCCAUAUCUUGAACUGCGCUGCAGAUGUACGAAUACGGCUUCUGGAAUCCCACUCAAUUCUAUCUCCUUUGUGAAUGUGUUCAGGCCAGGAGUUCACUGUGCCAAAGUGGAAGUGAUAGCCACAAUGAAGACUGGAGAGAAAAUAUGCUUGGACCCAACUGCCCCUGCCAUCAAGAAAAUUGUCAUGAAAGUAUUGGAAGGUUAUUGACCAGCUGCUUCCUUCGCCUGUGCCAAGGCAUCUUACUGCACAGGAGGGGUGAAGGGUUUGAACGCUGGACUUUGUAGACUUAUUCUCUACUUUGACUUUGGGACAUUCUCUCAUCCUGUCUCAGAAAUCACAUUACAUUCUGGGAAGAUGUGUUAAAGAAUUUCACAGCAAACAAACAAUGAUGAAAAUGAGCAAGCCAAGUUGUAACCUGAAAUUUAUUGUAUAUUUCUGCAAUUCUUGGCCAAACAUUGCAUUGUGUGUUCUGCAUUUCUUUCUUUGAGCUUUUCUUUCUGAAUGUACUAUGUCAAGUUUUCAUUCUGUAUUUCUAAAAGUUAUUUCUUUAGUUUUGAGAUUAUAAUUAUAUCACUCCUCCCUUCUUUUUUCUCCCUCCAAACCUUUCUAUAUACCUUUCCUUGGUAUCUUUCAAAUCCAUGGCUGCAUUGUUUUCAUUGAGCAUUGUUAUAUACAUGUAUAUUGGUCAACUGUAAUAGAAAUCACCUGGAGCCACACAGAGCAUUUUUGCUCUGGUCAUGACCAUAUUUUUCUAGUGUCUUAUCCCUAGAAUGCUUUGUUUCCAAGCAACCUCUGCAAUGCUUUGCAACAUGUGUUUUAACCUUGAAACUGAACACAAUAAAGUCAUAGAAAGUGAA